This is a messenger RNA of Pochonia chlamydosporia 170, 2958 nucleotides long. Its product is annotated as class I alpha-mannosidase 1A. The transcript has 3 exons. Gene Ontology annotation, cellular component: Golgi membrane; endoplasmic reticulum. Gene Ontology annotation, biological process: carbohydrate metabolic process; N-glycan processing. NCBI's taxonomy places the organism in Eukaryota, Fungi, Ascomycota, Sordariomycetes, Hypocreales, Clavicipitaceae. The coding region runs from base 1 to 2958 and encodes 985 amino acids. Gene Ontology annotation, molecular function: calcium ion binding; mannosyl-oligosaccharide 1,2-alpha-mannosidase activity. The record is from RefSeq and is a predicted model, not a curated record.
AUGCCGAGGAGACGGUAUAGACUGUUCACGGUCUUUGCCGUAGUCAUUGUUAUUUUAUUAUAUCGUGUGUUGCAAAACUCUUGGGAAGCGCAACAGCCACGACCUGUUGUCGGUGUUGAACAGACAAAGGUGUCGCCCAAGGUUCCACCGUCAAAUCACGAUGCGCCCGUUGGACCCCCGAAAGAGCAAAUCCCAUUGAAAGACGAGAACAAAGGGAAACCGACGACCGAUCGCAUCGCCCAGAAGGUAGACAGUGAAGGCUCUGUCGGUGCCAAGAAACCCUUGCAGGAAGGCGACGAUGCCGGCGAUGAAGCGAAGAAAGGGGACUCGUCUAAAGAUGCUCAAAUUAAGGAGCCCAGCGUUGGCACCUUGCCAGAAAUAGAUUCGACGUCAACAUCCGGCAUUAAAACGAACAAAAUCCAAAAUGAGGAGGUCCCUUUGCAGAAACCCCCAACCGACAGCAAAUCCGACGAAACUACAAGUGUUCUAUCUCCUAAGCCAACUAAAGUGCACUGGGUGAAGCCCAAAGAGCAUUUCCCGCUUCCUAAGGAGAGCAUCAUUACUCUGCCGACUGGCACUGCGAAAAAGAUACCCCGGAUUCAACAUGUCUUCUUCCCCGAGGCUGAGGGCCCCAAAAAGAAGCGCCUCCAAAGACAGGCCAUGGUUAAGGAAGAAAUUCGGCGAUCAUGGGCCGGGUAUAGAAAGUAUGCGUGGAUGCAUGACGAAUUAACGCCUGUUACCAAUCGUUCCCGAGAUCCUUUCUGUGGUUGGGCUGCUACGUUGGUUGAUUCUCUCGACACCCUCUGGAUUGCCGGUUUGAAGGACGAGUUCGACGAAGCCGCAAAGGCGGCCAAAAGCAUUGAUUUUACCUAUACUAACCGUUUCGAAAUUCCCGUUUUUGAAACUACCAUCCGAUAUCUGGGCGGCCUCAUAGCAGCCUUUGAUGUCAGCGGCGGUGCAUCAGGGGGUUACGGCUUCCUCCUAGACAAAGCAGUCGAGCUUGCCGAAAUUUUAAUGGGCAUUUUCGACACUCCAAACAGAAUGCCACUCUUAUUCUACCAGUGGAGACCCGAGUCUACCUCGGAGCCUCACCGAGCUGGCCGAGUCGGCAUGGCAGAGUUGGCAACUCUUUCCAUGGAAUUUACUCGCUUGGCUCAGCUAACAGCGCAACACAAGUACUACGAUGCGAUUGAUCGCAUCACAAAUGGACUCAUCGAACUGCAAAAGAGAGGCACAACGAUGCCUGGGCUUUUCCCUGAGAAUCUGGAUAUUUCCGGUUGUAACAGAACCGCCACAAACGAGCGAGACGCCAUGAGCAGGGCAGCCAAGGCUCAGGUGGAUUCAGAGAAAGAUUUGGACGAACCCGAAGGAUAUGUUGGAGGCAGCAGUGCUAAAGACUCCAGUCAUGCUGAAAAGGGAAAGAACCUUGACGACCGCCUUGAGCGUCGGGCUCCUCCUCCUCCACAACAAAAGGAUGUUGAUGCUGCUCUAUCAUCUGUAAAGCCAAGCAGAGCAAAAGCUCAAUCAAAGUCGCAAAUCCCUCUAAGAGCAGACGGAAGCGAGUCAGAGUGGGAUUGUGUUCCCCAGGGGUUUGUACCGUCGGGCUUCGGCUACGAAAGCUAUCACAUGGGCGGUGGGCAAGAUUCAGCGUACGAGUAUUUCGGCAAGGAAUACUUGUUGCUAGGCGGGAAAGAACCAAAGUACCAAAAGUUGUACGAGGAUGCCAUUGACAGCAUCAACAGGCAUCUGCUCUUCCGGCCAAUGGUUCAAGGGGACUGGGACAUCAUUUUUCCAGCUAAGGUAGGACUGAAACCUGAUGGUGCGUCCCCAGACGUCGACUACGAAGUCACUCACUUGACCUGUUUCAUUGGCGGCAUGUACGCCCUUGGCGGAAAGCUCUUUGGCCGUGAAAAAGACGUUGAGUAUGCUAAGAAGUUCACCAAUGGCUGUGUCUGGGCAUACCAAUCCACAGCUACCGGAGUCAUGCCCGAGUACGGACAAGUUGUUCCCUGCCCAAGUUUUGAAAAGUGCAGCUUCAACGAAUCUCUGUGGUGGCAGCAACUCGACCCAAUGUUUGACAGACGAGAUCAGCAAGUCCUUGAUUGGGAGAAGGACGAAUCAGAGCGCGAGCGAACCAACAAGGAGGAAGCUGAGCGCCAAAAGGCAGAAUUGGGGAAGGAAAACUCGACUCGAGAAGAUGCAUCAUCCGACGAAGCCAACAAGGGUCACACUUCUUCGCAAGACAGCAGCAACGCCAACUCAGCGUCUUCUUCCACUACGGAUAAGUCUAAUUCAUUGGAAAAGAGAAGCCCAUUGUCUGUCGAGCCUGAAAAUGUCGGUUUCAUAUCUUCAGAUGGGACGAGCUCACAGAGCACCAGCAGCAAAAAGAGCACCGCUGAUGACGAUGGUCCGUCCAAAAAGGGCAAGUCAGAUGAAUCCGGGGAUUCUGCCCGGAAGCAAAAGUCCUCCGCCGAGCCGACCCUCAAAAUUCCUGUUUUGAAGGAGGAGUACCACUCUCGGCCGAAAGCGCCGAGCAUCCCUCCAAACCGUGCCCAUGGUUCUGGGUGGUCAUCAAAGCCACUGACGCACAAAGAGUAUGUGCAAGAAAAGAUCAAGGAUGGUAUGCCCCCUGGCUACAAGUCGGUUGGAUCUACAAAGUAUAUUCUUCGACCGGAAGCCAUAGAAUCAGUCUGGUACAUGUAUCGUAUCACGGGCGAUUCAAGUUGGAUGGAGAAAGGCUGGGCCAUGUUUGAAGCCACCAUGGAGGCAACCCGCGCACCUCAAGCCAACAGCGCCAUUGACAAUGUCCUCCUCAAGGACCAUAUCCUUCUUAACGAGAUGGAAAGCUUUUGGCUCGCAGAGACUUUGAAGUACUAUUACCUGCUGUUUUCUGGCCCUGACGUCAUCAGCCUGGACGAAUGGGUUCUCAACACGGAAGCGCAUCCUUUCAAACUGUAG